AAAUAACCCAAAUUAGGAUGUAUUAUUUAGCCCAAAAAAGUCAGGACGGUACAGAUACCCCCCAAAAGUCAGGACGGUACAGAUACCCCCCAAAUGUCAGGACGGUACAGAUACCCCCCAAAUGUCAGGACGGUACAGGUACCCCCCAAAUGUCAGGACGGUACAGAUACCCCCCAAAUGUCAGGACGGUACAGAUACCCCCCAAAUGUCAGGACGGUACAGAUACCCCCCAAAUGUCAGGACGGUACAGAUACCCCCCAAAUGUCAGGGCGGUACAGAUACCCCCCAAAUGUCAGGACGGUACAGAUACCCCCCCAAAUGUCAGGGCGGUACAGAUAUCCCCCAAAUGUCAGGACGGUACAGAUACCCCCCAAAUGUCAGGACGGUACAGAUAUCCCCCAAAUGAC
Messenger RNA from Staurois parvus, 407 nucleotides. Lineage: Eukaryota; Metazoa; Chordata; Amphibia; Anura; Ranidae. The record is from the annotation of a GenBank genome assembly.